AUGGAGAGGUUGAAGAUUUGCAUGGUCUCAGACUUCUUUCAUCCCGGCUUGGGCGGCGUCGAAAUGCAUAUCUAUCAGCUCUCCGAGUGCUUGAUUCAGCGGGGUCACAAGGUGAUCGUCCUCACUCACAAACGGGGUCAACGUCAGGGUGUGCGCUACAUGCGCAAUGGAUUGAAAGUGUACUACCUGCCCUUUCUUCCUUUCCAUGACAACUGUACCCUUCCAACCUUCUUAUCCUUUUUUCCGCUGAUCCGGAAAGUGCUGCUCAGAGAAGCUGUUGAUAUUGUCCAUGGGCAUCAAGCAACUUCGAAUCUAGCGCAUGAGUGUAUACUCCAUGCUCGCACGAUGGGGUACCACACCAUCUACACUGAUCACUCUCUCUUCGGCUUUGCAGACGCAGCUUGCAUUCACGUCAACAAACUUUUGAAGUUCUUUUUGACCAACGUCGAGCACUGCGUUUGCGUGUCCCACACAAAUCGAGAAAAUUUGGUACUUCGGGCCGCUUUGAAUCCUAUCAAUGUCUCGGUGAUCCCCAAUGCUGUGGACACAAGGCGCUUCCAGCCAGAUGCCUCCCAGCGCUCAAAGAAGCCCUGGGUGACAGUGGUAGUGGUGAGCCGCUUGACCUACCGCAAGGGGGUCAACUUGCUUGUGGGUGCUGUGCCUGAAAUCUGUCGCAGGCACCAGCAUGUGCGAUGGCUAAUCGGUGGCAGUGGGCCAAAGCAGCUCCUGCUGGAUGAGAUGAUCGAACGGGAGAACUUGCAUGAUCGCGUUGAAUUAUUGGGAGCUGUCCCUCACGAGGACGUGCGGAAGGUCUUGGUUAGGGGGCACAUCUUCCUUAACACCUCCUUGACAGAAGCCUUCUGCAUUGCAAUUGUAGAGGCUGCUGCGUGUGGCCUCAUGGUGGUCUCCACCAACGUAGGUGGUGUGCCUGAGGUCUUGCCGCCUCAUAUGACCAAGCUUGCUGCUCCGCGUGUUGAUGCAGUAGUUGAGGCCCUGGAAGACGCUUUGCUAUCCUUGCCUCCGCCCGAGGCUGCGCAGAGUGUGCAUGAGGAGGUCGAGAAAAUGUACUCUUGGCAGGACGUUGCAGAGCGCACUGAACGAGUCUACCGAGAGGUAGUCCUGAAGCCUUCCAUUCCUUUGAGAGAACGGUUCCUGCGCUUUUUGCGUGUGGGGCCAGUCUCUGGAAAGCUUUUCAUCCUCCUGGUGGCCUUGGACACCUUACUUUGCUGGUUCCUGGACUGGUGGCAGCCACGAGAAGAGGUUGAGAUGGCCUGGGAUUCACCGGCCUGGAGACCAUUUGAGGGGCCGCAGCAAGACAUCCCGCAGAAGCCCACGAAAACAGCAGAAAUUAGCGCGCCUAUUUGUCUUCUGCAACUGUAA
Messenger RNA from Durusdinium trenchii, 1380 nucleotides. Lineage: Eukaryota; Dinophyceae; Suessiales; Symbiodiniaceae. The record is from the annotation of a GenBank genome assembly.